UUUCCCCUCACCGUUAACGCAAAUCAGGGGACGACCUCCACCAGUGCGACUAUCGACCACAGUGCGACUAUCGACCUGCGCACGUUAGCGUCGUCAUCGAGGAGAUGGAACCGGCGAAAUGGAUGACCCAUUCAUCUUCGUUUCUCCUCCCCCCGCCUCCUCAGUGCAACAGCGGCCCCGCGCUAACGUACGCACUCGUCGUCCUUAACCAGCGCCUCCCUCGAUUCGCCCCUCUUAUCUGGAAUCACGCAAGGUUGCGUCUUUGUGCUGAUGGCGGCGCGAAUCGGAUCUAUGACGAGAUGCCGGAGAUGUUCCCGGAUGAGGAUCCUGUUGAAGUUCGGUUGAGACACAAGCCAGAUGUAAUCAAAGGAGAUAUGGACUCAAUAAGAUCAGAAGUAAAGGAAUACUACAUCAAUUUGGGAGUCAACAUAGUGGAUGCCUCACAUGAUCAAGACACAACAGAUCUACACAAGUGCAUAUCAUAUAUUUGUGACUGUACACCGGACAUUGAGAAACCUAAUCUGUGCAUUCUUGUUGCUGGAGCACUUGGAGGAAGAUUUGAUCAUGAAGUUGGAAACCUCAAUGUUCUAUAUCGAUUCUCAAAUAUCAGAAUUAUUCUUCUAUCAGAUGACUCCUUGAUCCAUCUACUACCAAAAACCCAUCGUCACAAGAUCUGUAUACAGCCUUCGGUCGAAGGCCCAAACUGUGGACUUUUUCCUCUGGGUACACCAUCAUCGAGUACCACUACAACUGGACUGCAAUGGAAUCUGACUAACACGAGUAUGAGCUUUGGCGGUUUAAUUAGUACUUCAAACAUUGUUUGUGAUGAGAAAAUCACGGUUCAUUCGGAUUCUGAUCUUGUCUGGACGAUAUCCAUCAAAAAAGAGCAUAAGUGAUUUUCCCCUUUUUUCAUUUUUUACUCAUAGCCUGUAUCCUGUUAAUAUAACUUGAAGAACGAUACUUGUUAUUAUCAACUAUUGCAUUCUUAAUAUGUAAUUCAGUAUAGACAGUACGUAUUCCUGAUUAUUUUGUUUCAAGUACAAUGUAACGGCUGCUUGUAAAGGACUGUUGGUAUGAGAGCACUAGCAGCAUAUUUUCGAGGACGAUGACUUUGUUUUUUA
Molecule: messenger RNA, 1121 nt
Organism: Asparagus officinalis (garden asparagus)
Lineage: Eukaryota; Viridiplantae; Streptophyta; Magnoliopsida; Asparagales; Asparagaceae
Product: thiamine pyrophosphokinase 1-like
Exons: 6
Coding region: 105-896 (263 amino acids)
Biological process (GO): thiamine diphosphate biosynthetic process; thiamine metabolic process
Molecular function (GO): ATP binding; thiamine diphosphokinase activity; thiamine binding
Source: RefSeq, a predicted model, not a curated record